Messenger RNA from Brienomyrus brachyistius, 5000 nucleotides. It is a transcript of the gene topbp1, whose product is annotated as DNA topoisomerase II binding protein 1. The transcript has 28 exons. Lineage: Eukaryota; Metazoa; Chordata; Actinopteri; Osteoglossiformes; Mormyridae. The record is from RefSeq and is a predicted model, not a curated record. Gene Ontology annotation, biological process: mitotic G2 DNA damage checkpoint signaling; mitotic DNA replication checkpoint signaling; DNA replication initiation. The coding region runs from base 283 to 4857 and encodes 1524 amino acids.
UCGCUAGCGUGCCAUUGGCGCCAACCGGCAGUAGUAGUUACUGUAUUCUUCUGGUGUGACUGCUGUUGGUAUGAGUCGAAUUUUCACCUCAGAAAAGUGGGCUUCCAUGUACAGCGCUGCCGAUGUUUUAUGUGAAGAAACGGCUCGCAGUUUCGGAGGGGUGUGUAGUUUAAAUAUUUAGCUUGCUGUUUGCGUGCAGCCCACGGGAGUCAGCGCGAGCCGUCGGUGGGCUCCGACAAAGGCUGGGACGUUCAAUAAUCUGGGCUUGAAAGGGACUAGAAGAUGUCAAACGGGGGCGGCGCCGGGUUCAUCGUGAAGUUCGUAGAGGCUGGGGAGCAGCGGUCCGAGUUGGCGUCCCAGGCCUACGAGGCUGUCCUGGAGCUCCAGUCCGAGAAAUACCUCCAGACCAUCAGUGAACAGGAAGCCUUGCAGCUGAGCCACAAUGAUAAGUCUCUGUACGUGUUCAGCAGCUUCUCCAGCCCGGCCUUCCACCACUGCAGAAAGCUGGGAUGCCGUGUGGUGAGCCCCCUGGUAGUGCUCUUCUGUCUCCAGCGGCAGCGAUGCGUACCCAAGGCCGAGCAGCCCAUCUACAACAUGGCGAUGGCCAACGUCACUGUCUCGUGCACUAGCUUGGAUAAGGCUGCACGGACAGAGGUGAUGGAGCUGGUGCAGCUGAUGGGCGGCCGAGUGUACCGCGACCUCAAUGUGUCCGUGACACACCUGGUGGCGGGAGAGGUGGGCAGCAAGAAGUACCUUGUGGCUGCCAGCCUUGGUAAACCCAUUCUACUGCCUACCUGGGUGAAGACGUGCUGGGAGAGCUCUCAGGACAGUUUGUUCCACCAUUCGGAGUUGCCUCUGGAGCAGUACGUAUGCCCAGUACUGCGCGGCUGUACCGUAUGUGUAACGGGGCUGUCCAGCGCCGAGCGCAAAGAGGUGCAGCGCCUCUGCAGUCAGCAUGGGGCGCAGUACAGUGGGCAGCUCAAGAUGAACGAGUGCACACACCUCAUCGUCAGUGAACCCAAAGGACAGAAGUACGAAUGCGCGCUCAAGUGGAAUGUCUACUGUGUGUCGCUGCACUGGCUGUUUGAAAGCAUCGAGAAAGGCUUCUGCCAGGACGAGAGCCGGUAUCGUGUGGAACCCACAGCCAAGCAGCCCGGCAAGCCUCAAACUUCAACCCCCACCUCGGACAAGCGCAAAGAAAGGCCAUCAGAUCUGUUGGGUGUGAGCCAAAUCUCAAACAUUAGCCACAUGUCUGUCAAUGACUCGGUGCUCACCACUGCAUUGGGCAGUCGCCUGGAGACACCCGACCCCUUGGACACAUUGGACAUCACGGUCUGUCCUGCAGAUGACCUUCUGGAUGGCUGCAAGCUGUUCCUGUGUGGAGUAUCGGGUAAGAAGAUGGAGAAGCUGCGGCGUCUAGUCAACAGUGCUGGGGGACUACGCUUCAACCAGCCCAGUGAGGAUCUCAGCCAUGUCAUCAUGGGGGAGCCCGACCAGGACCUCAUCAGCUAUGUAUCGAAGGCCAUCCACCGGCCCCAUGUGGUGACAGUGCAGUGGCUGCUGGACAGUUUCUCUAAAGGCUGCCUGCUCCCUGAAGAGGGCUACUUGCACUCCGCCUGCCUGCCACCGGCCCCUGCGUCAGUGCCUAUGCCGGCCCCAGCCAGGCCUGCAGCACACCGGAAACCCCCCGCGGACCCCCCGGCCCCCAGCCCUGCCAGACACAGCGCUGAGGAGGACCUGCUCUCCCAGUACCUGAAUCCGGACCACACUGUGGUUGAAAUUCCUCAAGUAGCUCAAACUAGUAGAACACGGAGUUCUUUACUCCCAGAUCCGCUGGAUCUGGAACCUCUGAACCCCGAGUUGGUACCAAGGCAGGACUCUACCCUUCGGGACCUAGAGGGCGGCUUGUUCUCGGGGAAACGCUUCCUGCUCGUGGGCUUCGGCUCCGAGGCAGAGGCCCACCUCUUGCUGCUGGUGACGGAGAAUGCAGGCCGGGUCCUAGCAGGCCACACGCGUGCCGUGGCAGACUACGCCAUUGUGCCACUGCUGGGCUGCGAGGUGGAGGCCACCGUGGGGGACGUUGCCACGGAUGCCUGGCUGGCCAUGUGUGUCGAGCAGCAGUGCCUUCUGGACUUGAGCUCCCAUCCGAUGUUCAUGCCGCUGGCUGUGGUGGAAAAUCGCACCCCGCUCAGGGGCUGUGUGCUCUCCGUCAGCCAGUUCACAGGGGCGGAGCGCGAGUCACUCAUAGAACUGGCUAGACACCUGGGAGCCAGUGUCCAGGACUAUUUUGUGCGGGCGGCAAACCAAAAGAAAGGCAUGCUGGCCAGCACCCACCUGGUGCUGAGCACCCCAGAGGGCACCAAGUACCAGGCAGCCCAGAAGUGGGGCCUUCCAGCCGUGUCCAUGGGAUGGGUGCUGGCAUCAGCGAAGACAGGGCGUCGCGCCAGUGAGAGCAAGUUCUUUGUGGACCGGCCACCCACUCCAGAAAGGGAGGAGGAGAGCUUUGUGGGUGGCUCCCAGAAGCCAACCAUGCCUGCUGUAAUCUCACCCGAGAUCCCCAUCAUGGGGCCGCAGGUGGGGGCCGCAGUCACCCCCCUGGACUUGGGUCGCUUCCAGAGUAAGGCCUUCCGCUCUGCGCUGGAGCAGAAAAGACAGCAAGAGGAGAAGGAUGUCUGCACCCCGGGGCAGGAGGCCCUGCGAGAAUUCCCCAGAGAGUCACCCCUGCAGCUGGACACACCAUCGCAUUUCCUGCGUAGGGACCAGCUGUUCAGACCCUCUUUUAAUGUCAAGGAUGCCUUGGCUGCCCUGGAGACCCCUGGGGGAGGAUCCCAGCAGGGCCGGUCCACCAACACCCCGCUAUCGGAGGUCAUCGGAAGGAACCUGCAGGUGGCGCUGGCAAACAGCACUCGCAACAGUGCGUCGGCUUUAGCUGCCCUGACUGCCAGCCCUCAGCUGAGCAAGGACACAGUCAAGGUCCAGGACAAGGAUCCUGGCCCUCUGGUGGGUGUGGUCAUCUGCGUAACCAAGAAGUUGAGCAGGAAUCAGAGUGAGCUGAACGCCAUUGCUGCCUCUCUGGGCGCUGACUUCAGGUGGUCCUGUGACGACACAGUGACGCACUACAUCUACCAGGGCCGUGCCGGUGACAGCAGCCGGGAAUACCGCGCGCUGAAGGACAGGGGCGUGCACGUGGUAUCCGAGCACUGGCUCCAUGCGUGUGCGAAUGAGCAGAAGCGUGUCCCAGAGUCCCUGUACCCCUUCACCUACAACCCCAAGAUGAGUCUAAACCUGAGCCAGAUGCCGGAGAGCAGCCUGAGGUCACCGCCUGCUCCACACCUCCAGCCACAAGACCUUACAGAGGAGUUGGCAGACAAGUCCCACUCCAGCACAGAGGAUAAUGCCAUUGAAAUUCGGUGUGAUGACCGCGGGGAGCCAGAGCAGGACAACCAGGAGCACAUGCAGAAGAGAGACUUGGAAGAGGCCCUGGAAAUGAGGGAGAACCUGCAGAGGCAGCUGCAGGAGAUCAUGUCAGCCACUAAGAUGACCAUUGGGAGGCGCUCUUCUCGGCUGAAGAGGGUUGGAUCUAGCAGCCUAGACUCUCACCCUAACACCCCUGACAGUCUGGGUUCAGCCGGAAGAGUCAGCAGGAGCCGCACCUUUGAGGCCCUGAGGCAUUCCCGGCAGGUACCUGUGGACAUCAACACAGAACCUUCUCAAAGCGAACAGAUCGUCUGGGACGACCCCACGGCACGGGAGGAGCGAGCUAAACUGGCUGACAACCUGCAGUGGCCUGGCAGCCCCUCCCAGCACUCAGAGCCUCUUCCUCACCAUGAGGGGGCGCUCAAUGGCCAUGCAGAGUUUUCACGCCACGAAAAGGAGUCAAUUACUGACUCCGAGUUGGUGGAAAUGGUGGCCUGCGACGUCAUUAACGAGCACAUGGGAAGGAGGACUCUGACACCCCCCAGGGAAGACAUGGAGCCCCAGGUCCUCACUCCCAAGGCCCCCAGCAUCGCCUUUCCCAUCACCAAACCCUCUGUCCUGCCCCAGGCUAAAGAGGAGACUCAGGCCGAGGACGAAAGUGAGGCAGAGGUGGAGCCCCCACGCUUCCAGCUGUCGUCCCUGAACCCUCAAGAGCGCAUCGACUACAGUCACUUGAUAGAGGAGUUAGGGGGCGUCGUCUUGGACAAGCAGUGUUUCGACCCCAGCUGCUCCCAUAUCAUUGUCGGCCAGCCGUUGCGCAAUGAGAAAUACCUGGCCGCCAUGGCGGCCGGCAAGUGGAUCCUACACCGCUCGUACCUGGAGGCAUGCCGUGCUGUCGGCCACUUCAUUGAGGAGGAGCAGUACGAGUGGGGCAGCAGCUCCAUUUUGGAUGCCCUCCCCACCAUCAUCUCCCAGCAGCGUCGGCUGGCUUUGGCUGCCAUGAGGUGGAGGAAGACCCUUCAAGAUCGUCAGGACCAGCAGGGAGCGUUUAGCGGCUGGACCGUAAUGCUGAACAUUGACCAGGCCAGGGAAGCUGGUUUCCGGCGUCUCUUGCAGUCAGGCGGUGCUAAGGUCCUGCCGAGCCCCUCGACAGCCCUGUAUAAGGACACCACACACCUCUUUGCUGACUUCAGCAGGCUCAAGCCAGGCGAUUUCCGCGUGGAUGUGGUAGAAGCCACAGCACAGGGGACCAGGUGCCUAAGACCGGAGUACAUCGCUGACUACCUUAUGCAGGAGCCUUCACCACCGAUUGAGGCGUACUACCUCCCUCAAGCUGUGCAGUACCUGCAGAGUUCAGUGGGGGGCAGCACAUCCAUGUUGUCACGUAAACGCAAAGCCUCCGGAGACUCCUCCGUGCUGAAGAAAUCCAGACUAACUUGACACAACACCUUAGCAUGGAGUAUUUACCUGUGGAACUUUCCCUACCUUUCUUAAUAUUUGAAAAGUGAAUGUAAUUGUAGAUAAUAUAUUCUAAAAUAUGCUGUAUGAAAAAUAAAAUGAAAGCAACAUUGUUUUGAAUAAUA